This is a messenger RNA of Triticum aestivum (bread wheat), 1834 nucleotides long. RefSeq lists its product as uncharacterized. The coding region runs from base 91 to 1554 and encodes 487 amino acids. The record is from RefSeq and is a predicted model, not a curated record. Lineage: Eukaryota; Viridiplantae; Streptophyta; Magnoliopsida; Poales; Poaceae. The transcript has 2 exons.
CCACUGUCUCCCUUCCUUCCUUCCCGUCCAUCAGUUCCCCCACCAAAAACUAGGGUUAGGGUUAGGGAGGCGGCGGCUGCUUUAUUCCCGAUGCCGAUCGCCAUGGACACUGGAGGCGCGCCGGAGCCGGAGCCGGAGGAGGAGACCGUCGUCCUCCCUCAUUGGGUGAUGCUGGACCGCAAGGGCAACACCCUCUGCCACAACAGUCUAGAAGCUGCUCGUGUGGCUGUCGACAAGGACAAGACCGCCGCUCCGGUCGACAUGGACGGCGGCCCCUCCUGCUACGUGGCCUUCACCCUCGCGGCUCCUCAAAAAGGGAUCUCCUGCCUCAACCUCCACUUGCCGGAGGGACCUCCAAUUGCCUUAGACACCCCGCCCGCCUAUGCCUUCCUCCGGGCAACCGACAACAACCUCGUCCUCUUUGACAUCUCCAACCCGCAGAAAAAAGUCCUCUUCGACAUCUCCAACCCGAGCCAGAGUUGCUACUGGGAGCCCCCGGCAGAUCUGUUCGUCUACAAGGCCGGCGGUCCUCGCCCCUCGGUGCAGCGGCUCCCACCCUACACAAUCGAGAGCAACAUGCCGUUCCUGAUGGGUUUCGUCACCACAGGCAUCCUGCGGCUCAAAGAUGAGGAUCGCUACAUCGUUGCCGAUAUCAAUGUCUACCGCGGAAAAAAUGGUAUGUGUGCCCAACUCUGCGUCUUCCGCUCUGGGGCUAAACAGUGGGAACUCAGCCCCGAGAUGCCUGCCCCUCAGCCGCAGGACCAGAGCAAUGGCGGCCAGUUCCCCAACCUCUGGUCAACCGACAAUCUGCUUGCUUUUGCCGGCCGUUUCCUGUGCUGUAUUGACUACAUGAGUGGUGUUCUGCUAUGUGACUUCGUGAUACAAGACUUGUCCCCAGUGCUCCGCUUUGUGCCUUUCCCUGGGAAAAAUGAUUUCUCUGAUGAGGAACGGGUUGAAAGGCGCUUCCCUGACAGAUUCCGAAGUGUGUCCAUCAGCCAAGGCAUGCUGUGCUUUGUGCACAUUGACAAUGACUUCCAUGGGCCGCCUCCUGCGAGAAAAAGCCGAGGCCAGCAGAAGCGGCCUACCCAGGAAAUCACCGUUUGGACGUUGGACUCCAACAAGUUCGAGUGGAAGCUACAUCAUGUGAUCAACCUGGAUUCUCUCUGGGCGCAACCUGGCUACCUAGAUCUGCACAUAGAUCAGCGUCUUCCUGAGUUCCCAACCAUCAGCUUGGAUGACCCGAAUGUUCUUUGCUGCCUGUUAACAGAGGAGGAGUUUGAUGGUGAUGGGUGGAAUAUCAUGGUUGGCAACAAUGCACAUCUGCUGUCAUGUGUCUCUCUGGGUGCGGAACAUCGCCAUAACCACCUUCCUGAUACCUCCCCACUUCCAACUGUCUUCUGCAAAUACCUUGAAAGGCCAACAGGUGGCUUGGUGUCUAAUGCUAGGAUCUUUACUAUAUGGGCGCUAAGGGUACACGCAGAGCGAUAUCACAUCAGAGAAGAUGUCACAUAUUUUUCUAGCAUUCUUGUUUGCCUUGCAAAUUCAUUAUGCUAGGUGAUUACCCGCUGGCGGGACAUGCUAAGCUGCCAUUGUUUUGUUCGUGCAUUCUCUUGUGUUGUAAGGAGUUUUUCUUCUACCACUAAGUGCAUGGUAGUUAUGGUCGUUGAUGGUGAUAUUGUGGUUACCCCAAAUGCACUCAAGGGCCACUUGAGCAGCCUUAAUCAGAUAACGGGUGGCUGCAGCGAUUAUUGAUUAGAUACCGGACAUUCCGUCUCCUUUCACAUGGGCUGCAUGGCUGCUUUCUAAUUUGACUACGUCCUCCUUGGCAGUUUAU